AUGUCGACUGGUCAUGCCUAUGACCCCAACAAAUCCCCAGACUCUACUCCACAGUCCGCUCCGAUGAGCGAGACCGCACAGCCGGGCUCGUCGCCUGUCAGCGCCGCUACGAAUCCAAUUGUGUCAAAUAACACAGCCGCCAUGGACAAAUCACAGAGCGGCAACAACAAGAUCAAAAAGCGUAGCUGGGAUUAUGUGAUGAGGAGUGGGAUUGCCGGAGGGCUGGCGGGGUGUGCGGCCAAGACCGUGGUCGCGCCCCUCGACCGCGUGAAGAUCCUCUUCCAGGCUUCAAACCCUCAAUUCGCCAAAUACACAGGCAGCUGGACUGGCCUGGCAGCAGCGAUUCGAGAUAUCAAGCGCACUGAGGGUUUCCAGGGCUUAUAUAAAGGCCACUCCGUGACCCUCCUUCGAAUUUUCCCAUAUGCCGCCAUAAAGUUCCUUGCAUACGAGCAGAUCCGUGCAGUUAUCAUUCCUUCCAGCGAAUACGAGACCCCGUUCCGCCGCUUAGUCUCCGGUAGUUUAGCCGGUGUCACCUCUGUAUGUUUCACAUAUCCAUUAGAGCUGAUGCGCGUGCGAAUGGCGUUUGAAACCCGCCAAUCGCACCGCUCAGGCUUGGUGGACAUCUGGCGGCAAAUCUACCACGAGCGUGUUCAACCCCCAUCAACCCAUUCUGCUGCGGCAGCUGAGUCUUCUUCCGUUGCUGUUGCCGAAAGCGCUUCAUCUGCCGUUUCGAAAGUUGUCCCACGCACCGGAAUUACCAAUUUCUACCGCGGCUUCGCCCCUACUAUCCUCGGCAUGCUCCCGUACGCCGGAAUGUCUUUCCUCACCCAUGACACAGUGGGAGACUUGUUCCGUCACCCAAGUGUGGCACGCUACACCCUCAGACGAGUAACAGAGUUAGAAAACCCCGCGGAUCGACCCAAACGACCGCAGCUCAAUACCACGUCUGAACUUCUGUCCGGUGCUGUGGCCGGUCUAGUUUCGCAGACUUCGUCAUACCCAGUUGAGGUCCUCCGUCGGCGGAUGCAGGUCGGUGGUGCAGUCGGUGACGGACGCCGACUCGGAAUCGCUGAAACGGCCCGCACAAUCUGGUUUGAGAAAGGGUUUAGAGGUUUCUGGGUUGGCCUGACUAUUGGAUACGUCAAGGUCGUUCCUAUGGUUGCAGUAAGCUUCUACGUUUAUGAGCGAGCCAAAGGAUCACUGGGCAUUAUUUAG
Messenger RNA from Penicillium verrucosum, 1215 nucleotides. RefSeq names its product coenzyme A transporter. Lineage: Eukaryota; Fungi; Ascomycota; Eurotiomycetes; Eurotiales; Aspergillaceae. The record is from RefSeq and is a predicted model, not a curated record. The transcript has 2 exons. Gene Ontology annotation, biological process: transmembrane transport. The coding region runs from base 1 to 1215 and encodes 404 amino acids.